This is a messenger RNA of Aphidius gifuensis, 3354 nucleotides long. It is a transcript of the gene Cse1, whose product is annotated as exportin-2. Bases 216 to 3119 code for a protein of 967 amino acids. Gene Ontology annotation, biological process: protein import into nucleus; protein export from nucleus. The transcript has 4 exons. The record is from RefSeq and is a predicted model, not a curated record. Lineage: Eukaryota; Metazoa; Arthropoda; Insecta; Hymenoptera; Braconidae. Gene Ontology annotation, molecular function: nuclear export signal receptor activity; small GTPase binding. Gene Ontology annotation, cellular component: nuclear envelope; cytosol.
AAAAAAAAAAAACGACAACAACUCCAAAAAAGCCGGUAAAAUAAAGAGAAAAAAAAAAAAAAAGCAACUCCAAUUGAUCCAACGGUCAACUCAUUGUGUCAAGCAUCUUUUUUUUAUAUUUAUUAAAAACUUUUUGAAUGAUAUUUUUUUAUACAAAAAUAAAUUAACUAUUAGUUUAUCAUUAAACCCAGUUGAUUAAUCAAUAAAAUAAAAUAAUGGAGCUACAAGGAGCCAAUUUAUUAAAUCUUAGUGAAUAUUUACAGCACACAUUGUCACCAGACGUAAAUGUUAGAAGACCCGCUGAAAAGUUUUUGGAAUCAAUUGAAGUUAAUCAAAAUUAUGCUGCAUUAUUGUUACAUCUUGUUGAGAAGCAAGACAUUGAUUUGACAAUAAGAAUUGCUGGUGCUGUUGCAUUUAAGAAUUACAUCAAACGUAAUUGGAAAGUUGAUGAAGAUGGAGUUGAUCGUAUCCAUGCUCAGGAUCGUGAUGCAAUUAAAAAAUUAAUUGUCAAUUUGAUGCUUCAUUCACCAGAUUCAAUUCAAAAACAAUUGUCUGAUGCAGUAUCAAUAAUUGGUAAACAUGAUUUUCCAAACAAGUGGCCAGAUCUUUUGGAUCAAAUGGUGGAAAAAUUUACAACUGGUGAUUUCCAUUUGAUAAAUGGAGUAUUACAUACUGCCCAUUCAUUAUUUAAACGUUAUCGUUAUGAGUUUAAAUCACAAAAUUUAUGGACUGAAAUAAAAUUUGUACUUGACAAAUUUGCCAAACCAUUGACAGAUUUAUUUUUAGCUACAAUGGAUCUUGCACAAGCCCAUUCAGGAAAUGCUGAACAUUUAAAAAUAAUAUAUAAUUCAUUGACAAUAAUUAGUAAAGUUUUUUACUCAUUAAAUUGUCAAGAUUUACCAGAAUUUUUUGAAGAUAACAUGACAACUUGGAUGACAAAAUUUCAUGUAUUAUUAACAGCUGAUGUUGCAGCAUUAAAAACAUCUGAUGAUGAAGAACCAGGUGUUAUUGAACAAUUAAAAUCACAAGUUUGUGAUAAUAUUGUUUUAUAUGCACAAAAUUAUAAUGAAGAAUUUCAAACAUAUGUACCAAUAUUUCUUGAGGCAAUUUGGAAUUUAUUAAAUACAACUGGUCAACAACCAAAAUACGAUGCAUUAGUAUCAAAUUCAUUGCAAUUUCUUGUAACAAUUGCUGAUAGAGAACAAUACAGAUCUUUAUUUGCUGAACCAGAAACAUUACGUAAUAUUUGUGCAAAUAUAAUAACACCAAAUAUUGAAUUUCGUGAAGCUGAUAAUGAAUUAUUUGAAGAUAAUCCAGAGGAAUAUAUUAGACGUGAUAUUGAAGGUAGUGAUGUUGAUACAAGACGUCGUGCUGCUUGUGAUCUUGUUAAAGUAUUGGCAAAAUAUUUUGGUGCUAAAGUCAUGGAAAUAUUUGGUGUUUAUGUACAUGAAAGAUUAAAUGAAUAUGCUGCAAAUCCAGCUGGUAAUUGGAAAAAAAAAGAUGCUGUUAUUUAUUUAGUAACAAGUAGUGCAAGUAGAGGACAAACACAAAAACAUGGUGUUACACAAAGUAAUGAAUUUGUACCAUUGCCUGAAUUUGCAUUACAAAAUAUACAACCAGAACUUGCUAGACCAGAUGUCAAUGAAUUUCCAGUAUUAAAAGCUGAUGCUAUUAAAUUCAUCAUGACAUUUAGAUCUGUAUUACCAAGAGAUAUUGUUGUUGGUAGUUUACCACAUAUGAUUAGACAUUUAUCAUCAACAAGUGCUGUUGUUCAUAGUUAUGCUGCUUGUGCAAUUGAAAAAAUAUUUGCUCUAAGAGGAUCAGACAAUAGUCCAUAUAUUAAAUGUGAAGAAAUAUUACCAGUUGCACCAAAUUUAUUAAAUGGAUUAUUUUCAUCACUUGAAUUACCUGGUUCAGAAGAAAAUGAUUAUAUUAUGAAAGCAAUUAUGAGAAGUUUUGGUAUUUUAAAUGAAAAUGUUGUACCAUUUUUAGGUACUCUAUUAACAAAAUUAACAGAUAAACUUAGUAUUGUUGCACGUAAUCCAUCAAGACCAAACUUUAAUCAUUAUUUAUUUGAAACAUUAAGUUUAUCAAUUAAAAUUGUAUGUAAAACAAAUCCAGAAGCUGUUGCAUCAUUUGAACAAGUAUUAUUUCCAAUAUUUCAAGGUAUAUUACAAUCAGAUGUACAAGAAUUUAUUCCAUAUGUUUUUCAAAUACUUGCAAUGCUGCUAGAACUUCAUACAUCACCAAAUGUUCCUGAGCCAUAUAUGGCAUUAUUUCCAUGUCUUUUAUCACCAGUAUUAUUUGAAAGACAAGGUAAUAUUCAUCCAUUAAAUCGUCUGUUACAAGCAUUUAUUAGUCGUGGAUCACAUCAAGUUAUUCAACAAGAUAAAACAAGUGGUUUACUUGGAGUAUUUCAAAAACUUAUUGCAUCAAAAGCCAAUGAUCAAGAAGGAUUUUUAUUACUUCAAGCAAUUAUUAAAUGUUUUCCACCAAAUGUACUUGAACCAUUUAUGAAACAAAUAUUUGUUUUAUUAUUUCAAAGAUUAUCAUCAAGUAAAACAACAAAAUUUGUCAAAGGUUUAAUUGUAUUUUUUUCAUAUUAUAUUAUUCAAUAUGGUGCAUCAACAUUAGUAACAAUUAUUGAUCAAAUACAACCACAAAUGUUUGGUAUGGUACUUGAACGUGUUAUCAUAAGUGAUUUACAAAAAGUAUCUGGUGAAAUGGAGAGAAAAGUUGCUGCUGUUGGAAUGUCCAAUUUACUUAUUGAUUGUCAACAAAUGAUGGACUCACCUUAUAAUAAUUAUUAUCCAAAACUUUUGGCUGUUGUUAUAGAAUUUUUCGAAUUACCACGUGAUGAAACAGCAUUACCAGAAGAUGCAAUCAUACCUGAUGUUGAUGAUAAUGCUGGUUAUCAAGCAGCAUACAGUCAGCUUGCUUGUGCAAGAAGUACUAAAGUUGAUCCACUUCCAGCUAUUGGUGAUGUACGUCUUCAUUUAGCUCAAGGUCUUGGUAGACUUCCACCAGGACAACUUCCAGGACUUCUUGGACAAAUUCCAGAACCAAAUGCAACUCAUUUAAAAACUUAUUUACAAUCAGCUGGUGUUAGUGUUGCAUAAUAUCAAAUCAAUGUACGAAAUAAACUCAAAAUACAUUUGAUAUCACGUCAAUUUAACAGUAUUGAAUUGAAUAAAUUUUAAUUUUCAAAUAUCUUAUUUUUUUUUAUUAGCAAAUUUAUUCAAUACUGUCAAAUUAUCAUGAUGAUAAAUUAAUUUACUGUUGGUUUUUCCGAAUAAAUACAAUUUAUUCAAUAAAAAAAAAAAAAAACAUAAAGUGAUAUCUUUUCAUAAGAAA